Chaetura pelagica (chimney swift) is the source of this 1705-nucleotide messenger RNA. It is a transcript of the gene PRPF4, whose product is annotated as pre-mRNA processing factor 4. NCBI's taxonomy places the organism in Eukaryota, Metazoa, Chordata, Aves, Apodiformes, Apodidae. Bases 1 to 1680 code for a protein of 559 amino acids. Gene Ontology annotation, biological process: mRNA splicing, via spliceosome. Gene Ontology annotation, molecular function: protein binding; U4 snRNA binding; U6 snRNA binding. The transcript is spliced from 14 exons. Gene Ontology annotation, cellular component: U4/U6 x U5 tri-snRNP complex. The record is from RefSeq and is a predicted model, not a curated record.
AUGGCUCGUCCCUCCCGGAUGCGGGUCCCCGGUCUGGUGUCGGGUCCCUGUCCCCGGUUCCCGGUCCCUGGUUCCCGGUUUUGGGGUCCCCCGGGCCCGGCUGCUCCGACCAACACUGAACAUCCCGCCUUUGCCUCCCAGGCCGCCAAGCCCAAGCCCCCCGAGGAGGGCGAAGCUCCCCCGCCCAAGAGAGCCCCCAUCUUCUACGGCAGCCUGGAGGAGAAGGAGCGGGAGCGCCUGGCCAAGGGGGAGCCGGGGCUGCUGGGGAAGGAGGGGAUGAAGGCUGCGCUGGAGGCCGGGAACAUCAACAUCAGCAGCGGUGAGGUCUUUGACCUGGAGGACCACAUGAGCGAGCGGCAGGCCGAGGUGCUGGCGGAGUUUGAGCGCAGGAAGCGAGCGCGGCAGAUCAACGUGUCCACGGACGACUCGGAGGUCAAGGCCUGUCUGCGCGCGCUCGGGGAGCCCAUCACGCUCUUCGGAGAGGGGCCUGCAGAGAGGAGGGAGAGGCUGAGAAAUAUCCUUUCAGUGGUUGGCACAGAUGCAUUGAAAAAGACAAGGAAAGAUGAUGACAGGUCCAGAAAAUCCAAGGACGAGUAUCAGCAAACCUGGUACCACGAAGGACCACGCAGUCUGAAGACAGCAAGGCUGUGGCUGGCCAACUACUCACUCCCCAGGGCAGUGAAGCGGCUGGAGGAAGCUCGUCUGCUCAAAGAGAUCCCAGAGGCAACCAGGACAUCACAGAAACAGGAGCUGCACAAAUCCCUGCGAUCCUUGAAUAACUUCUGCAGCCAGAUCGGAGACGAUCGCCCACUGUCCUACUGCCACUUCAGCCCCAAUUCCAAACUCCUUGCCACAGCCUGUUGGAGUGGCCUGUGCAAGCUCUGGUCUGUGCCUGACUGCAACCUUGUUCACACCUUACGAGGACAUAGCACCAACGUAGGAGCAAUAGUGUUCCAUCCCAAAGCCACUGUCUCCAUAGAGAAGAAGGAUGUCAACCUGGCCUCGUGUGCUGCUGAUGGAUCCGUCAAACUCUGGAGCCUGGAAAGUGAUGAACCAGUGGCAGAUAUUGAAGGACACAGCAUGAGAGUGUCACGUGUGAUGUGGCACCCAUCUGGGAGGUUCCUGGGCACGACCUGCUACGAUCACUCGUGGCGCCUGUGGGACCUGGAAGCUCAGGAAGAGAUUCUGCACCAGGAGGGGCACAGCAAAGGGGUCUAUGACAUUGCCUUUCACACCGACGGGUCUCUGGCCGGGACGGGAGGUCUGGAUGCUUUUGGCCGGGUGUGGGACUUGCGCACGGGGCGCUGCAUCAUGUUCCUGGAGGGCCACCUGAAGGAGAUCUACGGGAUCAACUUCUCCCCAAAUGGGUACCACGUUGCAACUGGCAGUGGUGACAACACGUGCAAGGUGUGGGACCUCCGCCAGAGGAAGUGCAUCUACACCAUCCCUGCCCACCAGAACCUGGUGACCGGCGUGAAAUUCGAGCCCAAUCACGGGAACUUCCUGCUCACGGGCGCCUACGACAACACGGCCAAGAUUUGGACUCACCCUGGCUGGUCCCCCCUGAAAACCCUGGCUGGUCAUGAGGGGAAGGUGAUGGGACUGGACAUCUCCCUUGAUGGCCAGCUGAUAGCAACCUGCUCCUACGACAGAACCUUCAAGCUGUGGACAGCAGAGUAGCUGGGAGGUGCUGCUGCGGAACUGG